AUGGCGGCGAAAUCCGAUGGCGGUGGCGUGGGGGUGGGCUUCGCCCAGCUGCACAACCUGGACGAGGCGGUGGGCAGCGGCGGCGAGGAGGACGGGGAGCCCGGGGGAGGCGGCUGCGGCGGCGACGGCAGCGAGCCCGGCGAGAGCAGCUCGCUGCACAUCUGCCACUGCUGCAACACCUCCUCGUGCUACUGGGGCUGCCGCUCCGCCUGCCUGCGCUCCCUCCUGGGCAAGAAGCCGCGCCGCAGCGCCGCCGCCGCCGACGGGGACCAGCCGCUGCAGCCGCCCGCGGCCGAUGGCCGCCGCCACCCGACGCCCUCGGACGCGCGGCCGCAGCCGCCGCAGGUGGAGCGGCCGUGGCUCGACUGCCUGUGGAUCGUGCUGGCGCUGCUGGUCUUCUUCGGGGACGUGGGCACCGACCUGUGGCUGGCCCUCGACUACUACCGCAAGGGGGACUACGGCUACUUCGGGCUGACCCUCUUCUUCGUGCUGGUGCCGUCGCUGCUGGUGCAGAGCCUGAGCUUCCGCUGGUUCGUGCAGGACUACACGGGCGGCGGGCUGGGCGCCGUGGAGGGGCUCAGCAGCCGGGGCCCCCCCAUGAUGGGGGCUGGCUACGGCCACGGCGCGGGGCCCUCGGCCACGCCGGGGGCGCAGCGCCUGUGCCGCCUCUCCGUGUGGAUCUGGCAGUCGGUCAUCCACCUGCUGCAGAUGGGGCAGGUGUGGAGGUAUAUCCGCACCAUGUACCUGGGGAUUCAGAGCCAGCGGCAGAAGGAACACCAGCGACGCUUCUACUGGGCUAUGAUGUACGAAUAUGCAGACGUUAACAUGCUGCGCCUCCUGGAGACCUUCCUGGAAAGCGCCCCCCAACUGGUGCUACAGCUCUGCAUAAUGAUCCAGAAGAGCCGCGCCGAGACGCUGCCCUGUGUCUCCUCUGUGACUUCCCUGAUGUCCCUGGCUUGGGUGCUAGCCUCCUAUCACAAGCUGCUGCGGGACUCCAGGGACGACAAGAAGAGUAUGAGCUACAGAGGGGCCCUCAUCCACCUCUUCUGGCGCCUCUUCACCAUCUCAUCCAGAGUUAUCUCUUUUGCCCUCUUUGCUUCCAUCUUCCAGCUCUACUUCGGGAUCUUCGUGGUGGUUCACUGGUGCGCCAUGGCCUUCUGGAUCAUCCAUGGCGGAACAGACUUCUGCAUGUCCAAGUGGGAGGAGAUCCUCUUCAACAUGGUGGUAGGGAUUGUGUACAUUUUCUGCUGGUUUAACGUCAAGGAAGGGCGGACUCGAUAUCGAAUGUUUGCAUAUUAUACGAUAGUCUUGACCGAGAAUGCUGCCUUGACGUUCCUUUGGUAUUUUUACAGAAACCCGGAGACCACUGACUCCUUUGCGGUGCCAGCACUGUGUUGUGUCUUUAUUAGCUUUGUGGCUGGGAUCUCAAUGAUGCUCUUAUACUAUGGUGUGCUGCAUCCCAUGGGGCCACGAGCUAAGAUCCUUGCCAGCUCCUGUUGUGCCGAGCUGCUCUGGGGCAUCCCUUUGCCCCCCGAUGUUGAGCCCAUGGCGCCUCAGACCCCUGGGUACCGGGGGACCCAGGUCACGCCUACCAGAGCCGUAACGGAACAACAGGAGGAUCUCACGGCUGACACUUGCUUGCCCGUUUUCCAAGUGAGACCCAUGGGGCCCGCAACCCCGUUGGGGCGUCCUUACCUCCCAGAAGGGCCCCUCAUUAAGAUUGACAUGCCAAGAAAGAGAUACCCAGCUUGGGAUGCUCAUUUUGUAGACAGGAGGUUGAGAAGGACUAUUAACAUUCUGCAGUAUGUCACCCCCACCGCGGUAGGCAUUCGGUAUCGAGAUGGACCGCUCCUUUAUGAGUUGCUACAGUAUGAAUCUUCACUCUAA
Sus scrofa (pig) is the source of this 1887-nucleotide messenger RNA. It is a transcript of the gene XKR6, whose product is annotated as XK related 6. The record is from RefSeq and is a predicted model, not a curated record. Gene Ontology annotation, cellular component: plasma membrane. Lineage: Eukaryota; Metazoa; Chordata; Mammalia; Artiodactyla; Suidae. Gene Ontology annotation, biological process: apoptotic process involved in development; phosphatidylserine exposure on apoptotic cell surface; engulfment of apoptotic cell.